AUGGGAGAUCCUCCCUGGACACCCAGGUCGAGGCAAGCUUCUGCGGGCCUCUCGGACGGUGCUGUCUUGAUGCUCGGCGGACUGGGAAACGAGGGCCCGAUCCAGGAGGUUUGGCAGUGGACACCCAGUCCGACCAACAUCUUGGAAGGCGCCUGGAGCCGGACGGAGAAGCUCCCACCAUGGAACGGUCGCUUUGAUGCUGCUGCGAUCCAGCAAGUCACGGCCGAAUCCGAGCAGGUGGUGUUAAUGGGCGGCAACGACAACCAGAACCGAGGGGACGUAUGGCGCUGGUUGCGCAGUCCGGCAAUAAUCGAGCUGCAGUUGGACGAGAGCGAAGAAACGGGAAGUCAAGCAAGGGAAUGUGUGUCACAUUAUGGUCGCAGGUUGUCAGGCACUCAGUCGACUGUAUGA
Messenger RNA from Symbiodinium necroappetens, 411 nucleotides. Lineage: Eukaryota; Dinophyceae; Suessiales; Symbiodiniaceae. The record is from the annotation of a GenBank genome assembly.